UAACAUGGAACUGAAUUUUAAGCACCAACUUGGCCUUCUUUGUGUGACACUGCUCUUACCUGCCAUGUGUACCUCUCAGGACACUUUUACGUGCUCCAGAGCCACCUUUUUCGGUAGCCCAGAUUGCUAUGGAAAUCCAAGGGGAGCUUGUGGCUUUGACGAUUAUGGCAAGACGGUAAACGAUGGCAGUGUCGCAGGCGUGUCUUGGCUAUGGAAGAAUGGAUCUGGCUGCGGUGCAUGCUAUCAGGUUAGGUGCAAAAUACCACAAUACUGUGAUGAGUAUGGAGCAUACGUGGUGGUGACAGAUUAUGGCGUCGGAGACAGAACAGACUUCAUCAUGAGUCCACGUGGCUAUUCAAGAUUAGGUAGAAACGAUGAUGCAUCUGCAGAGCUUUUCAAAUAUGGUGUGAUUGAUGUAGAAUACAAAAGGGUUCCUUGCAAUUACGGUGGCAAUAAUAACGUCGUGCUUAAGGUCCAUGAUCGCAGCAGAAACCCUCACUACUUAGCCAUUCUCGUUCUCUAUGUUGGCGGAACAUACGAUGUGACUGCUAUGGAGUUGUGGCAGGAAGACUGCAAAGAGUGGAGGCCAAUGCGUAGGGCCUUUGGGGCGGUGUUUGAUGCUGCUAACCCUCCUAGCGGUGACAUCAAGUUGAGGUUCCAAGUAAGUGGUAGUGCAGGGCUGUAUUGGGUGGAGUCCAAGAAUGCUCUCUCUUUUGAAUGGAAGGCUGGAGCUAUUUAUGACACAGAAAUUCAGCUUGGUUAA
This is a messenger RNA of Gastrolobium bilobum, 763 nucleotides long. RefSeq names its product expansin-like B1. Lineage: Eukaryota; Viridiplantae; Streptophyta; Magnoliopsida; Fabales; Fabaceae. Gene Ontology annotation, cellular component: extracellular region. The transcript is spliced from 4 exons. The record is from RefSeq and is a predicted model, not a curated record. The coding region runs from base 5 to 763 and encodes 252 amino acids.